AUGCGGGCGGCUGCAUCCUGGAUAACCCAUCAUUCAACUGCUUCUAUUGAAGCUAAAAUUGCCCAAUACAAGCAAGAAAAUGCUGAACAGACAACUCUUUCUCAAGCUCGCAAGGCAGAGGAGUUAGCAGCAGCUUUACAAGAAAGCAAAGGAGGAGCAGCUGUCAUGCAGAGUGAUGCAAAUGUUGGGCUCAGGAAUCAGAGUUCUCAAGUUGACAAUGGGGAAAUGAUGAGGCUCAGAGCAGCGAGAGAUGGAAGGGCCGGAGGGUGGAGUAUACAACUAAGCAGGAAAAGGGCACUUGAGGAAGCCUUCAGCAGCAUUUGGGUAUGA
Messenger RNA from Papaver somniferum (opium poppy), 330 nucleotides. RefSeq lists its product as uncharacterized. Gene Ontology annotation, biological process: regulation of transcription by RNA polymerase II; DNA repair; regulation of cyclin-dependent protein serine/threonine kinase activity. The coding region runs from base 1 to 330 and encodes 109 amino acids. Gene Ontology annotation, cellular component: transcription factor TFIIH holo complex. The record is from RefSeq and is a predicted model, not a curated record. NCBI's taxonomy places the organism in Eukaryota, Viridiplantae, Streptophyta, Magnoliopsida, Ranunculales, Papaveraceae. The transcript has 3 exons.